AUACACACUGAGGUCUACAGAUCUGAGUAUCAAGAACCUGACUGUAGCCAACUCCUUGAUCAUACUUUUUAAAGGAAUCCCACUGACACUGACAGCUUUUGGUGGGCUGAGUGAUAUUGAGUGCAAACUUGUCUUCCAUGUUCACAGAGUGGGCAGAGGUGUGUCUAUGGGAAAUACCUGCCUCUUGAGUGUUUUCCAGGCCAUCACCAUCAGCUCCAGGGACUAUAGAUGGACAGAGCUGAAACUGCAAAUUCACAAAUACAUUGGAUUUCUCAGCAUCCUGUGCUGGGUCCUGAACAUGUUGGUCAAUAUCUGUGUUUCUAUGUACAUGGUUGGCAAGCGGAACAGCAAAAACAGCAUGGCAGAAACUGAUUAUGGAUACUGCUCUGGGACUGUUAAUAACAGGACUGCACUAUCACUAUAUAAUUCACUGUUGUUAUCCUAUGAUGUUUUGUGUUUGGGGCUCAUGAUCUGGGCCAGCGGUUCCAUGGUUUUCACCCUGUACAGGCACAUUCAUGGGACCAACCUCUCCCCCAGACCAUCCUCCGAGUCCAGGAUCACCCAGAGUAUUAUUGUCCUAGUGAGAAUUUUUGUAUCAUUUUACACCCUCUCCUCAAUCCUUUCAUUAUAUAUCUCUCUUUUUCUUAAGCCCAGUUGGUGGCUGGUGAACACCUCUGCACUAAUCACUUCUUGUUACCCUACAAUCAGCCCCUUUGUUCUCAUGAGUCAAGAUCUCAGGAUAUCUAGGCUCAUUUCUCCAUGUUAUGGGAGGAAUGCACAG
Molecule: messenger RNA, 781 nt
Organism: Tupaia belangeri chinensis (Chinese tree shrew)
Lineage: Eukaryota; Metazoa; Chordata; Mammalia; Scandentia; Tupaiidae
Product: vomeronasal type-1 receptor 3-like
Exons: 2
Biological process (GO): G protein-coupled receptor signaling pathway
Cellular component (GO): membrane
Molecular function (GO): pheromone receptor activity
Source: RefSeq, a predicted model, not a curated record